This is a messenger RNA of Colossoma macropomum (tambaqui), 1352 nucleotides long. RefSeq names its product RAS-like, family 12 (gene rasl12). NCBI's taxonomy places the organism in Eukaryota, Metazoa, Chordata, Actinopteri, Characiformes, Serrasalmidae. The record is from RefSeq and is a predicted model, not a curated record. The transcript has 5 exons. The coding region runs from base 316 to 1089 and encodes 257 amino acids. Gene Ontology annotation, molecular function: GTP binding; GTPase activity.
UCCACACACCAACUCAACUGAACCUCUAGUUCUUCCCGUCCUUUCUGGCGGUCACACUUUCCACAGUAUGAGCUGUUCAGCCAGAUGACCUUCUUCAAACAGCGUCUAGAUGCGUUUCGGGAACUUGGAGGAAGUCGAGUGCUCUGCGGGUUUGCUGUGUGUGACUGAGAGAUGGCGCCCAGUGGAAGGAAUCCGAGAAGACCCCUCGGGACUCAAAAAACAGCUCAGAGACCACCUAGCAGAGCAUCCAGAAGCUAGGUGAAGAGGAGCCGAGAGACUUUGCAGCUCUGUUUCCAAUGCAGCCUCCUGCUCAGAAUGGCUCUCAUGUUUGGGAAAGCUAGAACGUGCAACAUCGUGACGGUGCCAGAGCACGAGCCUGCGGAGUGCAAUGUGGCUGUUCUGGGAGCUUUGGGUUCUGGCAAAUCAGCCCUGACUGUGAAGUUCCUCACAAAGAGGUUCAUUAGUGAAUAUGAUCCAAAUCUCGAGGACACUUAUUCCUCAGAGGAGAUCGUGGACCAGCAGCCAGUUCUGGUCAAAGUGAUGGACACGGCCGACCAGGAUGGGCCAGUAAACUGUGAGCGCUACUUGGGUUGGGCGAGCGCAUUUCUUAUCGUCUACAGCAUUGAUAACAGAUACAGCUUCGAGGUGAGUCAGCAGUAUCUGGAGACUGUGACGCUGUACACCAAAGGCCUGCAGGUUGAGGCUCCCAUCAUUCUACUGGGCAACAAAGUGGACAUGGAGAGAUACAGACAGGUCAGUAAAUCAGACGGAGCGUCUCUGGCUGCCCGCUUCAGCAGUCUGUUCUUUGAAGUGUCCGCUUGUCUGGACUUCUCAUCUGUUCAGCACGUUUUUCACGAAGCGGUCCGUGAGGUCCGGCGUGAGGCAGAGAGAAGCCUGUCGGUCCGGCCACUCUUCAUCAGCGAAGACAGACCCACUAUCAGCCUCUCGGCCGCCCCUCCGCUCCUGCCUUGCUACAAGGAGCUGCCCACCCCGGCCACCGCCAAGCUGGUGACCGUCAAGUCCUCAAGAGCUCAGAGCAAGCGCAGGGCCCCCACACUGACCCUCCUGAAAGGAUUCAAGAUUUUCUAACUCAAUGCUGCCCCCUGCUGGCAAUGGGAGAUAAAUGGUUCAGAUGGUCCUCAUAGACUUUUUGAGUACCCCACAAGGAUGUUUCGCUUAAACGGCUCACUGAGUCGUAAAUACAACUUUGCUACAAUAUUAACACAGUGAAUCAAGCUGGCAACCAAAUAAUAACUUUUUUUUGCAAUGAGUGAUGCUAUUGAUCCAUUACAGUUAACAUACGUAUUGUAAACGUGAGAACUUUACCUGAUGACCUCAGUGCAAACAUGUCA